This is a messenger RNA of Adineta steineri, 1026 nucleotides long. The record is from the annotation of a GenBank genome assembly. NCBI's taxonomy places the organism in Eukaryota, Metazoa, Rotifera, Eurotatoria, Adinetida, Adinetidae.
AUGAUCAUUGCUGUUUUACUUAUAACUAUUCCAAUAGCUAUUAUUAAAACGAAAAAAAUAAACAUUAGAGAAACAUCAAUAUCAACAACAAAAGAAGUUACGACAAUAACAGACAAUCCAACAACGAAAGAACAAAACAAAACAAAAUGUAAUAGAUGGAAACAACAAGGAAUUACAGUUGCUGGAGGAAAUGGUCAAGGAAAUGAAGUAAGCCAACUCUCUGCACCUGAAGGAAUCUUUAUUAAUGAUAACAACACUAUUUUUGUUGCUGAUUAUUAUAAUAAUCGUAUUAUUGAAUGGAAACAUAAUUCGAGCAAUGGGCAAAUCGUUAUAAAUGAAACUGAUCAAUUGUGGAGCCCAACAGAUGUAAUUGUUGACCAAGAAAAGAAUUUUUUGAUCGUUGCUGAUAGCGCAAAUCAAGGAGUAACGCGAUGGUUUUGUGAAAAUAGAACAAAUCCACAAAUUAUCAUGUCUGAUAUAUAUAGUUAUGGUUUGGCAAUGGAUAACUAUGGGUUUAUUUAUGUUUCUGAUAGUGGAAACAAUGAAGUGAGACGUUGGGCAGAAGAAGAACCAGAUGGAACAGUAGUUGCAGGUGGAAAUAAAGAAGGAUAUAGUCUUAAUCAAUUAACCAAACCUGCUCAUAUAUUUGUCGAUGAAGAUUAUUCUGUUUAUGUAUCUGAUAUGAACAAUCAUCGUGUAAUAAAAUGGAAAAAAGAUGCUAAAUACGGCAUUGUUGUUGCUGGUGGACAUGGUCCAGGAAUGAGUCUUGACCAUUUAUACUGGCCUAAUGGAGUGAUUGUUGACCAUUGGCAUCACAUCUUUGUCGCAGACUCUGGAAAUCAUCGAGUAAUGCGUUGGAAUGAAGGCGACACAGAAGGUUCAAUUGUAAUGGGCGGAAAUGGAAAAGGAACGGAAUCAAAUCAAUUGAAUACACCUUCUGAUUUAUCAUUUGAUGUUGAAGGUAAUCUUUAUGUUGCUGACAAGAACAAUCAUCGAAUUCAAAAAUAUGAACUAUGUUUUGAAUGA